CUAUGAUGUCACAUAUUGUAACUCGAGAAGAUGUAAAUGCAGCAUUAUCUAAUAAAGACCAUCAAAACAAACCAAAUACAAUUAAAAAGAUUAUUUUGCAUUCCAUUAUUGGAGGUCUUGAAUCAUAUGCAAAGGCGCAUGGUAUUCGUGGGGGUGUAAAUUUCCUGUUAAAUUUACUAACAGUAUUCCGGAAAAGAAAAGGAUCUAUAUAUCAUGCGUUUAUCCAUGGAUUUUUCGGAAUGGACGCCGUGCGAUUUGGCGUAGGUUUUGGUGGAUUUUCAUUUUUAUGGAAGCUUAUUAAUAAUGGAUUGCGGUAUAUUCGAAAAAAAGAUGAUCAUUGGAAUGGAUUAAUUGCCGGUUUUAUUGCCGGUACAUCGAUAUUGGCAGAAAAACGCGAGAGAAGAAUUUCUAUUGCGCAACAAUUAUUUGUUCGCGCAUUACAAGCUGUUUAUAAUGCAGGUAGCGCGCGUGAAUAUUUUCGAAUUCCUCAUGGGGAUUCCUUAAUAUUCAUUAUAUCGACUGCACAAGUUCUUUAUGCAUAUACGAUGCGACCUACCACUAUACCAAAAGACUUCUUGAAUUUUAUGAUAGCUACAGCACGUGUUCCAAAAGAAACAUUGAAUAUUAAUCUAUCAUUGAGAAAAGGUUUACCUUUAAAUAAUGAUGAUGCGAUUAACCUCGUUAAAAAAUUUAAUGGAACGAAGAAUGCCCUUGAGAUAGCUUCGAAUUUACCUCCACGACCUGUUGCAAUUCCCUGUGAGCUUAUACAUCCUCAAUUCGAUUCUUGUAUAUAUACAAACAUUGAGCGGUUUUAUCAAGUUUUUAGAAACAUUGCACCAGUAUAUGCUACACUUAAUUUUGUUCCAAUGAUAGCAUUCAAAUCAGCACAAUUGACUGAAGAUCCCAUGGCGCUUAUUAAAAAAAGCAUGUUUAACACGAUUCGGUCAAGCACUUUUAUAUCCACUUUUGUAGCAAGUUAUCAAACACAAAUAUGCUUUCAUCGCAACAUGAUUAAAAUUUUCAAUUUGGAAUGGGAUUCUAAAUACUUAUACUGGCUGGCUGGGCUUAAUUCAGCAUUUGCAAUUUUAAUCGAAAAUAGAAAUACGAGAGUUAAUUUAGCUUUAUAUGUAUUACCCAAAGCCGCAGAAUCCUGGUAUAAAAUUAUGUGUCAAAGAAAUUGGAUAUUUGAAUUACAUAAAACAGCGGAUGUAUGGUUCUUUUCUUUAGCAAUGAGUAUAAUUAUGGCUGCUUAUCAACAUGAACCCGAAAUUUUAAAUCCAAUGGUUAAAACUAUUAUACGAAGAUUUUUCGGAUAUAACUAAAAAAACUUCAAAGUUACCGGUAUAUGCUUUAUAAUAUGAAAACAAAUUAAGAAUUUACAAUUACUAUAGGAGUUUCUUUUUAAGAAAAAAAAAAAACUUAUAUAUAAUAUUUCGCAAAAUUACUUUUACCGAUAGGAUACUUUCAAUUUGCUUUAUUUAUAAGUUGAUUUAUAAUUUUUAUGGAAUUUUUAAAUAAUAUUAAUUUUAUGUUUAUGAAUCAAAACUUUAACAUUGGUUUUGCAAGAAUAAUAAACUGCAUGAUUGAAGGAUAUAUUU
Rhizophagus irregularis DAOM 181602=DAOM 197198 is the source of this 1598-nucleotide messenger RNA. NCBI's taxonomy places the organism in Eukaryota, Fungi, Glomeromycota, Glomeromycetes, Glomerales, Glomeraceae. The record is from RefSeq and is a predicted model, not a curated record.